This is a messenger RNA of Wyeomyia smithii (pitcher-plant mosquito), 13459 nucleotides long. It is a transcript of the gene Bicra, whose product is annotated as mucin-2. NCBI's taxonomy places the organism in Eukaryota, Metazoa, Arthropoda, Insecta, Diptera, Culicidae. The coding region runs from base 1155 to 11264 and encodes 3369 amino acids. Gene Ontology annotation, cellular component: SWI/SNF complex. The transcript has 7 exons. Gene Ontology annotation, biological process: positive regulation of DNA-templated transcription. The record is from RefSeq and is a predicted model, not a curated record.
GCCUGUGUGCUCUGUGCCGUGGGUGUAGUGUUCCGCUGGAUGGAAAACAGUAAAAAGCAAAAAAAUGUACUAGCUUGCGUCGUGUGCAUUGUGUAGUGUAGUGUGGAGUGAAUUUUGAUCUGAUUUUAAAAAUAAUCUUCACUAGCAGAAUCCAGUCGAGCAUAUUCUGUCCGUCAGGUUCAUGAAUUAACGGGAGAAUUGAUAAGAUGAAUGCACCUAGUGUUGGUUUAAUUAGUUUGACACAAAAGCAAUCAAGAACGGUUUUAUCCAUCUAGAAUGUUUGUGAAAAUCCUAUCUCCACCUAAUUCAUUGUUCUCCUGCCUCCAUUCUGAACCUACCGAUGGAAGAAAAAGUUUUCCACUAAUUGUUGCAUGUUGCAUUUACUCAUUCGAAGUUUUGAAUGACUGCAUUCCGAUAUUUGCUUUGUUAUCUCGAAAGACCUGAUUAUUCGGAGUGGAUGAAAACGUGUACAACAAAAACAACAAUCUCAUCGUUCUCAAUCUCGCCAUCCCACACACACAUACAUACACGUAAGCAUAAAUAUUGCUGCCAAUCUAAUCGAUAAACAAAGAAAAUCAGCCAAAAUGUCGUGUAAUAAAAUACGCUGUUCUUAGGGCCAACCGCGUGCGUUGGUGGUAGUGACGCUUAAGUUCGCUUGAGAGCCUUGCUCAACUGUGUGUUGUGUUUGGAGAUUUUCCGGUGAAACACUAGUGACGUCUGACUGAAGUCGCGCAGUUUCCUAUCCACCACGGCGAUGACGGUGUUUUAGAUUGAGAGGAUUUUCAUGAAUGACGCCCAUGCCACAGAAAAGGGAAUGAUCAAAAUUAGCGUUUGGCGAAUGAGAAUUGCAAAGAUCGGAAAUUAACAUGCGCUCGCUUUGAGUGCGAACUUUGUGGUGUCGCGUUGCCACUAUGUACACUGCUUCUUGUUCUGAAAUAGUAAUCGGUUUUUCAAAUUUUUCAUUUGUUGUCAUAUCUGUAUUCUUGGUAUUAGAAACAGUUUCAGGAAAUGACUUUUUACGUAAUUUGUCAUUCAAGCGAAACUGUCUUAAAAUAUUUAAAAUAGUGGAAUAUCCUCGAAACUGGGUUGAUUAACAAAAAUCGAAUAAAUGUAACCUGAAGAUACGUGUAUGACGAAAGUUUUCUGUGUAGAACAUGAUAUAUGGUAUUCUGUCUCCUCCGGGUCCAUUUCUGACGCCAAGUCCAUCACCAUCGAUACCAGCGAGCCCACGACUGCAGCCUUCGCCAUCACAGUCACCGUUUCAGCAGCAACAGGAUGUCUUGCUGGUAACUAACAAUAGCAUCGGCCACGUGACUCAGGAGCAAGAUCGUAAAAUCGGAAUCAGCAAUCGACGCCAGUCGUUUAGUCAGCAAUCUCAACAACAACAGCAGCAGCAGCAACAUCAACAACAGGCCAGUAAUAAUAGUCCAAAUGCAGGCACGGUUGUAUACCGGCCAAGCCCAACGCAGUCCCCGGCCGGGGCAGCUACGUACAGUAUCACAACGAUACCUGGAAAUGAGUUCAACACAACACUAGUGGGUUCCAAUAAUAUCUCGCUAAACAAGAAGGGUCGCAAAUCCUCCGCGGCAACUGUGAUCCAUCAGCCGCAGCUUCUUCAGGCUCAACAGCAGCAGCAACAGCAUACCUUUAUCCAAACACAUGUCACUCAUGGUCAUGGGACUACCAUCGGUGCUCCCGCUUGUAGCCCGAAAGCGGCGAAAAAAGCUUUACAGCAACAUAUUCAGCAUCAUCAACAACAACAGCAGCAGCAGCAGCUUCAGCAGAACCACCAGCAACAUCAGCCGCAAACAGUGUCUUUCGUUGGGAGUCCAAUUGCCAGCCCGAGCCCGAUUGCGAGUCCCAACGGGGGCCAAAUUCUGGUCACCACAAGCAGUCACGGCGGUUUGGGCGGCAGUAUUAUCGUUGGCAGUGCCAGUCAUUCAACCUCCCAAGCCGGUACGGGCCAUGCGAGUUCGGGAGUGUCCGCUACUGGAGCUGCCCAGCUAAGGCCGCCCACACCACAACCUAUUAUACAGCAAUAUCCUGUAAUGGGCGCCGGCAAUCAAAUAGUGCAAAUAUUUCAAGGUUCCCAAUUCAUUACGCAGCAUCCAGCGGUGUCCCAACAGCAGCAGGCGUCUAUUCAAGGGCAAUCUCAACAACUGCAAACCCGUCAAUCGAUCAUAUCGCACUCACCCCAGCCCCAAUCGCUUAGCAAUCAGCAAACGGCAUCCCAACACCACCACCACCACCACCAGCCUCAGCAACAGUUUAUUCAACAAAUUAUUACGUCCUCUCCGUCCUCUGGAUCUGCGUCGUCGUCACCCGCGUCUAUGUCAGUAGCCGGAGGCACGGUCAUCAUAGGUGGUGGAGGAGGACACAGCCAAAAGCACCAGAAAGGUCCACAGCAAAUAUUGCCAAAACCAGUUACACCUGCGGUAUCUCCGUCGCCAGGGUCUGCCCAUCAAAGUCCGCAGCAGCAGCUGCAAGUUAGUUACAAUCCUACCUCCCUCAGUUACAGCGGAAGCAAAACAGUCAUGAGCCAACCUAAGACUUCAAUGGCAACGGUAAUGACCCACAUACCGGCGCAACUACAUGUUUCACAGACAACCAGUGGAGGGCAGUAUUUGACUUCGUCAAAUCCACAUCAAACUCAACAGCCCCAGAACACUGCAUCAACCCAGCAGCCACAGCUGGUGGCAACUCCACAAACCACGCCUACUGGAACACCUGGGCAACAUACAGCAACUACUCCUCAGAAUGGGAGCUCCAUAAUCCUGCCGGCGGGUAAUUUGAACGCACAACCACUGCUGCUUAAUCAGAUGCCUGUUAUUGUACAUCCGAACACACCUCAAGGAGUGCAGUUAAUCCUGCGGCCACCAGCGCCACAGAUAGCCGCCCCCAGUUUGGUUAUACACAAUACUAGACCUCAACUGCAGCAACCACAACCCCAGCAAGUGCUACGAAUAUUAAACACAAACGGAGCAAUGCAGUUGGCAGCUGCUCCAACGUUUAUCGUUUCUUCCCAAGGAAAUUUGGUGCAGCAGAACAUACCAGGGUUGAAGACAAAUCAGGGAGUUCCCUUGACCCAGCUUCAGAGUUUGUCCGGUCAAAGACAGCCACAGCAGCUGGCGGCAGCAAUCAAUCAGCAUCUGCUUAGUCAAGGUGUAGCUCAAAUUCAAAACCUGCAGUUGAACGGAAAUCUGACACAGAUACAAGUGCCAAAUGGACUCAACGGACAAUUACUGACUUCGUUGCCGACUCAAUUCCAGCAGGGUGUGGGUAGCUUUAGUUUACAAAACCAGAAUAUUAACCUAAAUCAGAUCGGUAGCGCAAAUUUCUCGCAGUUAGCGGCAGCAGCGGCCGCAAGUGGGACCACGUUCACAUCACCUCCACCUACUGCUGCUCAGGUAACGCAAUCUUCUGGCCAACCAGGCGAAAUUGUGAUGAGUGGACCGAACAUUCAAUUCACAACGACCACACAACCAGGAGGAACGAUAACCGCCGCUGUAAACAGUAACCAAGCCCAGCAAGCUUCACAGGGACAAAUUAUAACAGGUUCAUCCUUGGAUGGUCAAUUGCAAACGACGCAAAUUAUUUCGUCCGCCGCUCAGGAACCGAUUCGCCAAUCUACCCCGAUUAUAACAACCCAAAUACAUUCUCAGCAUCAACAGCAUCAACAGCAGCAACAACAUUUCUUUACCGGGAAUAGCGUAGCACCACAGGCUCCGGUGCAGAUUCAACAGCCGCAACAUCAAUUGCUGCCAAAGUUCGAACCUGAAAAACCGAAGAAAGAACGGAAAAGUAAGAAAAAGAAAGUUACCCAACCUCCGAUUGCUACCGCCGCUCCAAUCAUUGUGACACCCAGCAUACCAGUGACAAGUCAAGUUUCGAUCCCAUCUGUACCAGCUCCAACAACAUACUCUGAACCAGUGUCUUCACCUCCUACAUCGCCGACGUUUACCAACACGCACACAGCAACUGGAAAGCUAGAUUUAGCCAAUCUAAUGAAAAUAUCCGGCAUCGGUAUCGAAGAUGACGAUUUCAUGGAUACCGAUGAAUCUCCAGCGAAUCCACAGCCACCACCUUUGGUGCAAGCUGGUUCGGAUUACGCUAAUGUUAUGCAGCCGAAUGAGGCGGCCCCAAAAGAGCUUAUGUCCCCACCGCCGGUACCGACUGCGUCUGCAGCAACCACAGACAUUAUGAUCACAAUUCCGGCGAGUGUUGCUGGUGGAGCAAACAUGGAUUUUCCAUACACGAUCUCAAUUCCCACCUCUGGGCUAGAGGGACAAGAUGCACAAGUUAAAGUUUCCUCAUCCAGUGAUGUGUCGGUAACUAAACCGAUGGCUCCACCGCCGCAACCUCAACAGCAGCAGCAGCAAGCACAGCAUCAACAGCCACCCCAAGAACCGCCUCCAUUUAUGAUUACAAUUGAUUCAUCUAGUGAUCCCAACUCUGCCCAACCGUACACGAUCUCAAUACCUCGAUUAUCGUCCAGUGGUAACAGCUUGGAAGAGGCCAAAGUAGUUAGCAUAGCAACAGUGGCUCCCACACAAACCAUUCAAGCUGCUACUAGUAACACAGCACCCAUUACCGCUCCGCCAAACACGAUCUGCGUUAACAGUCUGAUGAACAACGUUCUCAAUACGCAAAUGACUCCAACAUUACAAAGUCAAAUCAACGAAAUUCAAAAUCAGCUGAUUCAGGCUGCAGCUUCGUCAACACCCGCGACUCCGACGUCAUUUAGCGCACCAAGUCAACAUUGCGCCCUUCCAAGUAGUCAACCGAUGAUGAUGACCUCUUCUACCAGCUUUAGUACACCUAUUGUAACGACCUCUACGUUGACGGCUCCGGUGACCACUUCGAUGGUGAUAUCUCCAAGCAAAGCAACAGUAACAACACCCACCAAAAAGAAAACCGGCGGAGGUAAAAAGAAUGGAAAGAAAUUGACAGAUAAACCAAUGGAAGCUCCUCUCACUACCACUGCUGUUCCGACUCAAAUCGGGAACAUACAAAUAUCGCAAAUCGACGGGACGACAGUAAACAAUAACAAAACAGCCAAAGGAAUGAUUAACAAUCAGAUACAGAUUACCCCCAUUAUCGACAGCAGCAAAACGAAUGCACCGAUAUUUCAGUCGCAUACUGCAGUGCCUAUGAAUGUUUCUUCGUCAGUUCAAAUGCAUCAGACGCAGCCCAUUCAGACUAUGGCCAGCCAUUUUCAUCAACCGUUGGUAGGUCAGCCAAUAAUACACACCGCUGCAGUGCAACCCACACAGCCUAUUUCUCAAAUACCUAAUCAACAACAGCCACAACAACAGCAGCAACCAACAGCGCAAAACAUUCUGUCGCAACUAACCGGAGCCUUAAGUCUAUCGCUUGGGGAAAAUGGGCAUCUUAUUAUGAAGCACGACGUCAACAGCCCCCAGGACCAUCAAUCGCAAAUGAUUCUGCAAGCAAUUAUGACCGGAGCGCUAGGAAACGUCAGCCUAGUACAUGAACCCUCUAAACCCGUAUCGACUGCUGCCCUCAUCAGUCAGCAGCAAACAGUCAGUCCCGUAAUUCAACAGCAGCCGCCUAAAACAGUGGCCACUGUCAGUGGCCAAAUCCAGCAUAGAAACGUAAUAGUUACCAGUUCUCAGCACCAGCAAACUUCCAGUGGCCACAUCAUGGCUACUUCCUACAAUAGCCAACCGAAUCCAAGUGUAACAACGACAAACAGUUCUCUGCAUAUCAUACAGCAAACUGUUCCGGUACCUCCUCAAUUAGUUCAUCAUCAGCAGCAACAACAACAACCCCUGAGUCAUGCACAUGCUGUUGCUGGAAUAACACAAAGUUUAAAGGAUGUCCGGAAGCAUGAUGCUAUUGCGCCAGAGCCAGUGUCAACACCAGCACCAGUUGUUCAGCAUACACCACAACCUCAACAACAACAACAACAGCAGACAGUGGUUAUAAAUUCAAAUGCUCCGAAGUUCGUUGAGUUACCCAAAGUUGGCCCUAAUCAGCAACUUUUUUCUCUCAACACGUUAACCAAUCAAAUUACUCAAAUGAGUCCUGGUCAAACUACAGCUGCCCUUGGUCCAAUGGAGCGCUUACUGAUUGUCCCAACCGGUAUUAAUGCCCAGCAAUUGGCCCAGUGUCUCCUGCAGGGUCAAAUACAUUUCAAUAAUAUCGGACAGGUGACCCAAUCCAGCGACCCGAAACCAACGACAGCUCCUCCGCAACCUCAACCACAGCACCAGCCACAAAUUUCUCAGCUGCAGCAACACCAACAGCAGAUUGCAGCCCAAAACAGUGCACCUUUCAAAACGACUAAUACUUCUGUACCCAUGCAAACGAUGUCUGCACAGAAGGUGGUCAAUCCCGUGAAACCGGAAAAACCAAAACGCAGCCGCACGAAAAAGGUAGAUAAACAGCCACCGGCAAAGCCUCAGAGUUUGGUUAAAGUGAAUCCAGUAGGUAGUGGAUUACCACAGAAUGUCAUUCUGCAGCCCGGUCAACACGCUCAACCAAUUUUGGCUGAAGACGGCACUAAAAUCGGAACCAAAAUUGUCGGCACUGUUAAUCCGAACAACUUCGUAACGAAUCCACCGCCCGUAGCACAGGUACAACCUCAACAGCUGAUUCAUCAAAUUGGCGGAACAAACAAUUGUGGAAAUAAUAACAACAACAACAAAUCUACGAACAAUAAAACCGGCCUUCUCGUAGGGGGGCCCACUAGCCAAGCUAUAAGCGGAACAACCCAGUGCAAUAACAUGAUUGUGAAUAAUGCAAAUGUGGCAACUUUAGGGACGAAUGCUCACUGCAGCACCAAUCCUAAUAUCAAUAAUAGUGUCAUAAUCAGCAGCACCAGCACCAGCAGUAGUAACAUCAGUAUCAGUAGCGCUAACAGCAACAGUAGUAGUAGUAGUGUAAAUGUGUGUAUUCAACCGAAUAAUGUUAUCAGUGGUAGUAACCUAGGUACUAGCACUAGUAAGAAGGGAAAGGUUACCCAUGGCCCUCCCAUACCUAUUUCCCAAAUGCAGCCAAUGACACACCAGAUGCCCCCACUAGUGAGUGUUAAUUCAAGCGGGGGACACCCAGCUGGCUCCACCACCAGCAGCAUAGGAACUCCCAGUGUUGUCCCAAGAGUUCAAACUAUACAGCUAACGCCGCAAAAGCAGCAGCUGUUGAAGAAUGUCCAAAACCAAAUUCAGCAGCUUUCUGCGAAACUACAAAACAAGAAUCUGCUAUCGACGUUAACCAUUCCGGCGGAUUUCGACCCUUCAAAUCCAAUAUUCAACAAACCACUGCCAGUGCUCACCAACAUUCAAGCCAUGACGGAUCCCGAAAUAACACAAGCACUUCAGCGGCUGUUUAUCGAGCAGCAGAAGAUUCUGGCGACAGGAAAAAUCAUUCCAACUAUUCCAGCAGGUCACGCACUAGCAGUGGCUGCGGCAGGAAAUGUGCCGCCACCACUACCAACCGCGAUAUCAUCGGGUGGAGCAAUUGUCAGCAACGACCCAAAACCGCAACAAGCUAUCGUUUCGCCUAUCAGUGUUACUCCUACAUCGGCCAACGCUGCUAUUUAUCAAGGCGGAGCUAAUAUGCAAACACUGCCGUCGCCGAUACAGAUUAAUUCUCCACAGGUCGUCAAACAGCAGGAUCUCAUGCUACCGGCUUCUAGUAGUUGCGCGAGCUCUUCGGCAGUUUCCUGUACUAGUUCUUCCAUGUCGAUAACUAUUACGAACAGCAGUAUGCAACCUCAUCAGACGAAAAGCUGUCAACCACCGAAACUGUCGGCCUCAGCAACUUCUAUCAUUCCGAUCAGCUCAACGCUUCCACUUAACACAACAAUCGUGAACAGUCAAACGUCUGUUACGCCUGCCGCCAGUCAAUCGAUUAUCAAAAUCAACUCCAAACCACAACAACAACAACAGCAAAAUAUCCUGCAACCUCAACAAUCACAGCACCAACUAAUUUUAAAUAACAAAAAUGUAACGCUGUCAAACAAUACUCAUACCACUAUUCCAAUGCCUUCGCUGGUUCCUACGCAGUCACAACAUGCCCGUCCUCAUUCUAUGAGUGUCACAAAAAUCGAACUUCCCUCAACACCUCCGCCAUCAUUGCUGGCCACCCAACAGCAGCAUCGGUCAAACACGCCUAUUCCUCCUCCACUGGUACCAACAUCGAUGCCAGUUCCUCCCAACCAGGGCAAUAAAAACUAUGCCGGCCAAUCGAUAGUGAUAGUGAGUGGAUCCCAGGCGAUCCUUACCAAUGCUCUUCCGUCAGUUGUGUCCGGGACCAAGAACACUGUACUGUCCGCAUCAUCUACCGCUGGAGUCGUUGUACAGGCCAAUCCAUCCCUUCAUAUACAGUUGCAGCAACCUCCACAACCGAUGACGAACAUUCCUCCACCGUUGAUUACGAUGGCUUCAUCGGUAAUUCCAGCCGCCUGUUCCGUGGUUUCAACUGCGUCUCCCGCCACCAUUCACCAUCUGCCUGCGACGACGACCACAAUAACCGUUUCCACCGUUGCAUCCGCAAUUACCAGUAUACACGCAAUCACGAGCACCCACGCUACCAACAGCAGUAACCACGUGCCGGUAUCAUCGACCGUUGUGACACCUGCCGUAGCUGCCACACCACCUAUCGUGACUACCACCAUUCCAGGCUGCACCAAACCGGUCGUGGUGCCACGAUCAAGUUUGUUCGAAAGACAAAUUUCGGUGGACCAGGAUGCUUGUACUCGACCAGACACUUGUACUCCGUUUACCAACAAGCAAGACGCGGUGAAACGGCUAAUUCGCUACCACUGUAUGUUCGAGGAACGCUGCGAAGCGAAAGAAGCCGAAGAAGAUGCGUUCGAAGCGGCGGCACACGAGUUUCCCGUCAUUUACCGGAACAUGCUGAACAAGUAUCAGUGCCUCUUGAUGCAGGAAUCAAUGCGCCACGUACGGACAACCGAACUGAUGAUGGUGGAUCGUAUGCUCAUCUCCGACGUAAAAGAGGAAAUCCUCCAGAUGCAGUUGAAUAUCAACGAGCUUUUGAAUCCAACAAUGCCGGAACUGCCGCUGAACGUGGAUUCCCAGCAUCCAGAUUUGUGGUAUCAACAGCAGCAAACGCAUGCAAGCGGAGAAGAAAGUAAGAUUAAAAAAGAAGAUCUGCCCUACGCAAGUUCUUCCUUGGUGCCCACUCCCGGUAUGGAUCCGUCAUUGGUAGGCUGUCCGGCGGUUAUCAAAGAAGAAAACAUAAAAACGGAAGGUAACGCAACGGAAGAUCUGGUAGCUUAUCGGCAUCAUCCACAGCUGAAUGCUUCUUCGCUGAGAUCUGGCGCAUUACAAUCCUCGUCGGAUGUACUGAAAAAAGAGCUCGAUAGUUUCGACGAUAUCGAAAGUGAGAUUACUCCCAGUUUUAUUAUGAAAAAAUGUGAUAGCGUAAAAGCGCCCCAACCCCAGACUCAACCGCCUUCGCUGAGUUAUUUUAAUCACGUUAGCCAAGAUCAAUGCUCAACAAGUGGACCCAGCGGCACGAAAGACGAAGUCGCCAGCAAGCCUAGUGAACCGUAUGACGAGUGGCUAUGCAUUCAGAAAGAACUGAACUAUCUUACUGAUGAGCGAAGAGGUGGAAAUAUUUCUAAGAGCGUUAAAAGUCCGGAAGAGGAGAUAAUUGAAAAGCAGUUGGAUGAUCUUUUCAAUCCCAGUAGUGAGGAAAAGGAUAGUGACGGUGUAAGUCGAACUCAGGUGGAUUCCCCGUUAGCCGAUUUUUUCAACUCCCAGCAACAAGAUUCCGGAGUAGGGGGAAGUGCUGGUGGAUCCAGUGGUGUGCCAUCCGAUAAGUCGGUGGAAAAUCGAUUAGAAGCUUUGUUCGGUGGGACGCCACUUCAUAACAGAAGUUCUGAAGAUAAUUCACCGGAGGGAGUGGUGGAGAAGCAGGAUGAUUUGAUAGAAACACGGUUGGAAGCAUUGUUUCAGAGUGGUGAAAGCGCAUUGGAUAAUGCGAGCUUUCUGCAUAAGACGAGCAAUUUCGAAAUGAUUCAAGUGCAACUUAGCCAGAAACGUCACUGGACUACAUCGAACGACUGUGACUGGAACGAUGGGGAAAAUUCUAGCAAGAGACAGUGCUUACCCGAUCAUAAUAAUAGACAGCAAGAUAAUGACCAUCGUUGGCUGUUGGAUUGCGCCCAGACUCAGAAUCAACAGCUUCCGGAUCAUGUAACAGGAGGCAUUAGGUGUUCAACACAGAAUCAGCAGAGUAAUACAAUCUCCGCAGGUAACAAUCAUCUUCUUAAUGAUAACGGUGGUGGUACUCGACACGGCUCUAACACUAACACUAAUAGUAACGGCAGCACUACUAACCCGAAACGCACUUCCUGGAAUGGCGACAUUCUACUCGCUUCGGCAACCGGCGAUUUAGAUAUGCUUGAUACUAACCUCAGCCUCAGUCUGAAUAACAUUAACAGCAUGUGUGGGUCGGUGGGAAUGAUGGGUACCGAUAUUCCUUCGGCGCACCAUGAUUCACUACCGGAUCACAAAUCAUCCAAAAAUUGUUUCCCUUCUCCAGUUCUAGGGGGAGAAAACUGCGAUGACACUAAUCUGAUUGAUCUUGGCAAUACCGGUGGUGGUCUUAAUAGCUCUAGUCAUGUACACAGUCACAGCGGAAAACUAAAUUACCUUGAUCGUGAUCUUCUAGGAUUGGACGGACCACAUGAUGGUUCUGGCAAAAGUCAUCCUCACCACCAGGUGUCAUCCACGCAAGCGACAUCGAACGAGCUGCAGCAUCAGUUGAACCAUAUCAAUUUCGAUGCUAGCGGUCACCCAGGGUUGAACUUUGAAGAGGACAUCAGUCGACAGGUUCAAAAUGCCAUCGAUUCCAUUCUAAACCUACAGAGCAACGAAACCGAAGCUGCCCUGCACUUUCCAUUGGAUCAAUCGUUCUUGGUUGACAGUCCGCAAUCUGCCGCUAUGCAACGACCUCCAUCGUCGACUAAACGACGAUACCAUUUGAUUAAUCGGCUCGAUGAUAUUAGCGAUUGUCUCAGCUCGGCAAUUGAGGACGGUUCUGAGAACGCAUCCGGUCACCAUUCCCAUCACAACAAUCAUCUGAACCACGUGCAAGUACAUCAUGCUCAAACGCAGCUGCAUCAUCAUCACCAGACAACCCUUUCCUACCAUCAUCACAGUCAAGCUAACACGGUAGGAACAGGUGCUGCUGGACCAGGAGCGAUGGACAGUAGUGGCGAAAACAGCGGGGCUGGUGAUCCACCGGUUAAAACUAUCAUCAAAUCCUGACAACUUCCGGCUGUCGUUGCGGCAAGUCAAGGGCUGUUCCCGGCACUGGUGGUGGGUGCCACGACGGAAGUAACGGCAACUACAGCAGCAGUGUAGGUAGCAGGUCAAUAGACUGGAAUGGAGUAGGACGCGAAACAAGCGGAAUGACCUUCAGGGACGGAUAAGUUUGCGGCGGGUCUGUAAAUUUUUUUUUUGAGUUCUAUAAUCCACUGUGGGUCUUGAAAAACUUUUCUUUAUUUUCCUAACUGUUUUCGAAUGACAUAAGGGUAAAACCAUGAUAUGAUAGGGCUAUCGUGAUACCCUUGUUUGUUUGUUAUCAAUGUGUAGAAAUUGUGUAUUUUUUAAAAAAUUGCAAAUUUUGUAGCAGUUCAAGAUGAGAUUGAGAACACCAGUUUUAAAAAAAUCUGCAGAUGACGUUGUUUUGUCUUAGUUAGACGCAUUAGGAGACUAAAAGUCGGAUAUAGUUUUGAAACAAAUGAAUUUGUAAUUUCGAUACUGGAUCUUUGUCAUUUACAAGUAACAAAAAAAAUGAAAAUAAUUGAAGCUAUGCAAUAUUGCGAAUAAAUAUUCAACUAAUUUUGCUUGUUCACAUAAUUUUUUUUUGAAUGUUUGAAUGUCAAAAAUACUUUUACUAAAAAAUGUCUUGUUUUUAUAAAAUUGAGCGCUUCUUAUGGACUUUUUGUCAUUUUAUUUUGUUAUGAAUUUCCGGUACGGAAUUAUUCGAAUAAGCGAGUACUUUUAUGUUCAACCCUCAAACGCGAUCCAUCUAACAGUGCAGCGGAAUUCGAUUCUACACAACCUAGGUAUUUACCCUGUAUUUUCCGAGAUAAUUGCAUUGCACAGUCAGUAGGGAAUUGUUGGCCGAACUUACCCUGAUAAAAUGCUAUUAACCAAAAUAUGACAUACCUGCAGAAAUGCUAUACUUCCUAUGUUUCCUUAAACCCCGCACCAACUAACUACCAUCAGCCAGGAGGAGGGCGUUAACAUCAAAACGAAUGACUGUACGUAUAGUAACUAGUGUUUAAGACCUUCAACCUAAAUGAAUAAAAAGACCCACAAAAAUACCGAACCUCGUCCAAUAAUGGCAUGCCAUGUAAAUAUAUCCCACAAGCUGCAGUUUGAUCGUUUUUUCAAAGCAGCCACAAAUAGGAGAGCUACUCGAACAAGAACACCUCCCAUUCAGGAGGUAAUUCAAUCAGAUCAUAAGACAAAGUACGAAAAACUACACACGGAUAAGAACUUACUCAACAACACGUGGAAAAAAUCAAUCAAAGCGGGUAGCAUAAUGGAGCUACAUAUAACCUACAUAAAUUGUAAAUUUUAAGAACUUCUAGUUUUUAAGAGUGAAACGUUAGCAGUAUCGAUAGAUGAGAACGUCACGUUUUAAAUCUUUCAGUUGAAGGUUUUAAGGCAAGCGCACUGAUGGUAGUAAACUAACAAAAAUUACUAAAGAGUGAAAUUAAGACAUGAUUAAGAGAGUUUACAAUUGCGUCGUGGUCGUAUUGAUGCCACGUGGGUUCCAACGUAAUACAAAAAAAAACUUUGAGUUUAUAAAGACUUUUUGCUCUAUCUCUCUGGAUUGAAGCGAAAGAGGAGGCAGUGACAACAAACUAAUGUAAUUUCUAGAGAUUCUAUAAGAGUGAAAUCGAUAUUAUAUAAGUAGAUAAUUUAGUUUUUUGUAUUAUUUUAAAUACUGAAUUUAUUUAAUAUUUAUAUGAUGGAAGCACUCCGGAAAGCAAAACAAAUUCACAAUACAACAAACCGUACGGAGUCCGGGAAUGGUUGAUUAUGUUUGCCCUUUGUUUUCAACAUAACCAACCAAAUGAAGAACGCACUCCAAGAGUUACGUUCAACAAUCUAACAAUAAUCGGGGUUAGCAGCUUGCAAACGGGCAGUGUACAUAGAAUUGAAAGUUUAACUAGUAAAAUUGAUUGAUCUACAUUAUCAGUGCUCUCCCGCUGAAUGUGUGGGACCUUAUGUUCCGGGAGCAUCUUCUGUGCUUAUUGGUUCGUAUUACUUUUUUCGUCCAAAUUAGAAUAUAUAUUGUAUAUUGAGGUGAAUUAAGCGAUCAAGUAAGAUUCGAGGGGUCAACAAAGCACAGCUUCGGAAAACCAUUGAUCAAUGUAUAAAGAGAAAACUGUUUAACGAAAAUUGAAAAUAAUUAUAAAAUAAUAAUAAAACAGAUUUUUAUUCAA